AUGCUGUCCCUCACUCUCUGUCUGCGUGCCAACCGUGUCGAGGGGUGGACUUUUGGAUCGUAUGGACGCGCUGAUGGGCUUCGUCUGUCUAGCGCGAGCAUCUGCCACUACUACUACUACUACUACUACUACUACUACUACUACUACUACUACUACUACUACUACUACUACUACUACUACUACUACUACUACUACUACUACUACUACUACUACUACUACUACUACUACUACUAUGCCGCCGCUCUUUCUCUUCAUAGACGUCUUCGAGGUUGA
Molecule: messenger RNA, 273 nt
Organism: Colletotrichum paranaense
Lineage: Eukaryota; Fungi; Ascomycota; Sordariomycetes; Glomerellales; Glomerellaceae
Exons: 1
Coding region: 1-273 (90 amino acids)
Source: RefSeq, a predicted model, not a curated record